AUGGCUGGAAGAAACGAUGCUGCGAUUGCUGCUGCUUUGGAGGCUAUGGCUCAAGCUCUGGUACAUCAACCUAAUGCUGGUGAGAAUGCUGGGUCUCGCAGUUUGGCUACUUUCCAGAGGGAGAACCCGCCGGUCUUCAAAGGCAAGCACGACCCUGAUGGAGCCCUAGAGUGGUUGAAAGAGAUCGAGAGGAUCUUUCGUGUAAUGGAUUGUACUCAGGCUCAAAAAGUUUGCUAUGGGACGCAUAUGCUAGCAGUCGAAGCUGACAACUGGUGGCUAGCAACACGUCCUAGACUAGAAGCUGCAGGUGAAGAGAUCACUUGGGACGUAUUCCGAAGAGAAUUCCUGAGGAAGUAUUAUCCUGAGAGCGUCCGUGGCAAGAAGGAAAUCGAGUUCCACGAACUGAAACAAGGGAACAUGUCAGUGACUGACUAUGCUGCAAAGUUCACUGAAUUGGCCAAAUUUUAUCCAUACUAUGAUGGAGAGGGUGCAGAGUUUUCAAAAUGCGUUAAGUUUGAAAAUGGCUGCAAAAUCUUUGAGGAAGAUAAUGCUGCUCACUAUAAGAUUGUCAGUGAUAGAAGAGGUAAGCAGAGUCAGCAACGUGGCAAGCCUUAUGACACUCCAGCUGGCAAGGGCAAACAGAGAGCUGCUCCGGGCCAGAGAACAAGUGGGGGAGGUGCUCCCGCCCCGAUUGUGUGUUUUAAAUGUGGCAAGGCUGGUCACAAGAGUACUUACUGCACUGAUGACGUUAGGAAGUGUUUCCGUUGUGGCAAGACUGGUCAUAUGAUGUCUGAAUGUAGACAUAAAGAAGUGGUUUGUUUUAAUUGCGGUGAAGAAGGACACAUUGGAAGUCAAUGUCAGAAACCAAAGAAGGCACAAGCUGGUGGUAAGGUGUUCGCAUUGGCUGGUACUCAGACAACCACUGAGGACAGACUCAUUAGAGGUACUUGCUUCAUCAAUAGUAUGCCUUUAAUUACUAUUAUCGAUACUGGUGCUACUCAUUGUUUUAUUGCUGCUGAAUGUGUUGAAAAUUUGGGUCUUGUGCUAUCUUCGAUGAAUGGCGAGAUGGUGGUUGAGGUUCCAGCUAAAGGAUCUGUGACUACAUCUCUUGUUUGUUUGAAGUGUCCGUUGUCGAUCUUCGACAGGGACUUUGCUGUUGAUUUAGUAUGUUUACCGUUAGCCGGGCUGGACGUAAUUUUGGGAAUGAACUGGUUAGAAUAUAACUAUGCUCAUAUCAAUUGUUAUAACAAGACUGUGAGAUUUUCAACUGCCGAAGAAGAAGGGGCUGGUUUAGUGUCAUCUAAGCAGGUACGACAAUUGCUGAAGGAAGAGGUAGAGAUGUUCUCGUUGAUGGCAACAUUGUCAAUCGAGAAUCAGAACAUCAUCGGUGAGCUACCGGUAGUAUGUGAAUUCCCUGAAGUUUUUCCCGAUGAGAUUCCCGAUGUGCCGCCAGAAAGAGGAAUUGAGUUUACGAUUGAUCUUGUACCUGGUACCAGACCUGUUUCUAUGGCACCGUACAGGAUGUCCGCAUCUGAGUUGACAGAAUUAAAGAAGCAAUUAGAAGACUUACUGGAGAAGAAGUUUGUCAGACCAAGUGUAUCGCCGUGGGGAGCCCCAGUGCUGUUAGUGAAGAAAAAGGACGGAAGCAUGAGACUUUGCGUAGAUUAUAGACAGCUGAAUAAAGUAACCAUUAAGAAUAAAUACCCGCUACCGAGAAUAGAUGAUUUGAUGGACCAAUUGGUGGGUGCGAGUGUUUUUAGCAAGAUCGAUCUGAGGUCGGGUUACCAUCAGAUUAAGGUUAAAGAUGAAGAUGUACAGAAGACAGCAUUCAGAACAAGAUAUGGACAUUAUGAAUAUUUAGUGAUGCCAUUUGGUGUUACGAACGCGCCAGGAGUAUUUAUGGAAUAUAUGAACCGUAUCUUCCAUGAAUAUUUAGAUCAGUUCGUCGUGGUGUUCAUAGACGACAUCUUGAUAUAUUCUAAAUCAGAGCCAGAGCAUUCAGAUCAUUUGAGGACGACGGAUGGUCAAACUGAAAGGACUAUUCAGUCUCUAGAGGAUUUGUUGAGAGCAUGUGUUCUCGAACAAGGAGGCUCGUGGAGCACUUAUCUUCCAUUGAUCGAGUUUACUUAUAAUAACAGCCAUCAUUCUAGUAUCGGGAUGGCACCUUUUGAAGCGUUGUAUGGUCGGAGGUGUAGAACUCCGCUAUGUUGGCACGAAUCUGGCGAAGGUGUAGUACUUGGACCGGAAAUUGUACGAGAAACCACAGAGAAGUCAAAGAAGUUGACUCCACGAUUUAUCGGUCCUUAUCAGAUUUCAGAGAGAGUUAGUACUGUCGCUUAUAGGGUGGCGUUACCGCCUAACCUGUCGAAUCUGCACGAUGUGUUUCAUGUGUCACAGCUUCGGAAGUAUGUUCCAGAUCCGUCUCACGUGAUUCAUAUGGAUGAUGUGCAAGUGAGAGAGAACCUUACAGUAGAGACGAUGCCAAUUCGGAUCACAGAUCGUGAGAUAAAGUCCCUUAGAGGUAAAGAUAUCCCGUUGGUGAAAGUAGUAUGGACUGUAACACCCUUCUAA
Messenger RNA from Vicia villosa (hairy vetch), 2571 nucleotides. RefSeq lists its product as uncharacterized. Lineage: Eukaryota; Viridiplantae; Streptophyta; Magnoliopsida; Fabales; Fabaceae. Gene Ontology annotation, molecular function: zinc ion binding; nucleic acid binding. The coding region runs from base 1 to 2571 and encodes 856 amino acids. Gene Ontology annotation, biological process: DNA integration. The record is from RefSeq and is a predicted model, not a curated record. The transcript is spliced from 4 exons.